AUGUAUUCUGUAGGUAAAGGAAUAUCAUCAUUGAUUGUUGUUCAAGUGUUGACUAAAUUAUUCACAUUUAUAUUAAAUCAGUUAUUAAUUAAAUUCAUUACUCCAGAAAUUAUUGGUAUUUCUUCAUAUUUAGAGUUUAUAUAUAAUAGUAUACUAUUCUUUAGUAGAGAAUCAGUAAGAUUGUCAGUACAAAGGAUCAAGAAUGAUAAAAGAGUGUUUCAAAAAGUGGUUAAUUUUGGAUUUAUUCCUUUGUUGAUUAGUAUUCCAAUUAUUGGUAUAAUUACAAUACAAUCAAUGUAUUCUAAUAAUAUACAAAAUUUAAUAACUUUACCAUAUUGGAAAGUGAUAAUUAGUACUUAUUUAGUUUCGGUUUAUUUGGAGUUAGUUAUUGAACCUAUUUAUUGUUUAUAUCAAUAUCAAUUGGAUUUUGCAAAAAGACUGAAAUUUGAAAGUAUAGCUACUUUUAUGAAAUGUAUAACUACAUUUGCUUCAAUUAUAGUAUUUUCUAGAUAUGCCUUGAGUGAAAUCAGAACCAGUGUAUUUAUUUUGUCAUUUGGAAUUGGUCAAUUAUUGUACUCAAUUACUUUAUUCAUAUUAUAUUCUUAUUCAUUCUUAUCAUUUAAACAAGUAGAAUAUAGAUUAGUCAAAUUGAAGGAAGAAAAACAAGUGUAUUAUUUCCAAGGUGAUAUAUUGAGUAUAUUUAAAUCAUUUUUUAUUCAAAUGAUUUUUAAACAAUUUUUAACGGAAGGUGAUAAAUUAUUGAUAUCAUAUCUUUGUACUGUGAAGGAACAAGGCAUAUAUACAAUCAUAUCGAAUUAUGGAUCAAUAUUGGCAAGGUUAUUAUUUCAACCAUUGGAAGAAAGUACAAGAUUAUUGUUUACUAAAAUAUCAAAUCAUAAAGAAUCCCUAUCAUACCUCAAACUAAUAUGCUUGUUCUACUUUAACUUAUCCAUUCUAAUAUUAUUUGCAGGUUAUACUAAUGGGGCUUAUCUCCUCAAGAUUGUCCUUUCGAAUAGGUAUAAUGAGAUCUUUGAUCUUUUUUCAAAUUAUGUCAUAUAUAUUCCUUUUUUGGCAUUUAAUGGGAUACUUGAGAGUUUGUAUUCAAGUAUAAUGAGUCAAGUUCAAAUGAAACAAUAUUCAAAAUUCAUGACUAUGGAAUCUAUAAUAAUAUUGAUUAUUUCUGGAUUGUUGAUAGGCAGACUUGAGUUGAGGAUAAAUGGAUUAAUAAUUUCAAAUAUUUUGAACAUGUCAAUGCGUAUAAUAUACUGUGGAGUGAAUAUUAGAAAAUAUUAUAGAAUUAAUGGAUUUGAGAUUGAUGCUUUAACAAUUGUAAAGUAUGUGAUUCCUUCAGUUUUGGUUAGUUUGAUUUAUUGGAUUGUUCAAUAUGCUUUAAUUGGAGUCAAGACUAAUAGUUUAAAUGAGUUUGUUUGGAGUUUUUGUAUUUGUGUUUUGUUAUUGGGUCAAUUAAUGUACUUGGAAAGAAAGACAAUAUUACAAUAUAUAAAAAGAUAA
Messenger RNA from Insectozyma verbasci, 1512 nucleotides. Lineage: Eukaryota; Fungi; Ascomycota; Pichiomycetes; Serinales; Debaryomycetaceae. The record is from the annotation of a GenBank genome assembly.